UAUGAAUGGUUGUGUUCCAAGCCUCGCUUUGAUAGAGGUGCUUAGGUCAACACGGAAAUGGGCUAUUAUUUCGCUAAUCAAAUGUAUUGUUUGUUUUGAAGUCGUAGUAGGACAACAGCAGCAGCAACUUAUACUACAGUCAGCUGAGUUCCGCCUGAGGAAUGAUCUCUUUCGAUUCUCUUUCAAAAUGGUUCGUCCGGUGUUACAGCCAUCAGAUGUCGUGAAUGUCUUCUUUGAUGUGGAGCUCAAGGCCCUUACUGAAGUUAACAACAAAGAUCAAGUUAUUACCACGGAAACGAUCAUCACGCAGAAAUGGAAUAACCCGUACCUCCGGUGGAAUCCUGCUGAUUAUGACGGAAUACAAAAGAUUCUUGUGGAUCCAAAUGAAAUAUGGGUUCCAGAUAUAGUGCUGGAAAACAAUGCCGAUGAUGAGGUUGUUCAAGCAGGCCACUUGGAAAAAUUCCGAAGUUGGGUGCUACUGAAGAGCGACGGAAAUAAUACGUGGCUGUCCCCUGCAACUUUCAAGAGUACCUGCACCCUCGACGUACAGUUCUUUCCUUUUGACAAACAGAGGUGUAACAUGGUGUUUCGAUCGCUGACCUCUGAUAGCUCCAUCUUGAACAUUGACACGAAACAAAUUGAGAGCGAAAAUCCCGAGGAAGACGUACAGAGCAGUUUAGAAAUACCGGCAACUGAGGAGAUCGUCAUGGAGGGUCGAAACCAUGGUGUUGCCUGGUCUACGCCGAACAAUGGCAUAUACAACACGCAAAACAGUCAACAGGACUCGUGCGUAAACCGCGCAGAUGAUAAUGUCGCUCAAGCAGGCUACACAGAGAAAUUCAAGACAUGGAUAAUUAUUUACCACAACGGCUCAAGUGAAUGGAUAUCACCCGUGUCCUUCAAAAGCACGUGCGUUUUGGAUGUGACGUAUUUCCCUUACGAUGAACAUCGUUGUGACAUGAUUUUUGGCUCCUUAACGUCGGACAAGACGCUUAUGGAUAUUGAAACAGAAGAAACACGAGUAGGCAAAGGCGACGACAACGAUGUGGACAAACAAUUUGGUAUGUACAAAAUCAAUGCUAUGGCUCUAUUUGUUAAAAUAUCAAAAUACUUCUUACAAGUGACAAGGAAGGAAAAUCUUCCCAGAGGCAGUUAUCAUCCAUUCAUCGAGAUUCACCUAAGCUUUAUCAUCCGCCGCAAGCCCCUUCAUUUUCUUGUCUUCUCCAUGGUGCCAUGCAUGCUAAUCGGAGUCCUGAUCCUCGUCAGCUUCUUCAUCCCUGCAGAAAGUGGCGAACGAAUCGGCUUCAGCUGUACAAUCCUUCUCUCUGUAAGCGCAUAUCUCCUAAUCGUGACAGAAGCUCUUCCACAACAGUCGGACGCGCUACCACUCAUCGGUGUCUAGUACAUAAUAAUCAUAAUAGAAAUAGGGUUGGCGCUGACCGCUACCAUUGUCGUACUCAAGGCGCAUCACGCUACCAUGGAGCGCCCAGCUUUUCUCAAAUGUUUCCUGUUCAUAAACAGUAUCUACAGAUGUUGCCGGAGGGCCACCAAACCGAGAUGCACUUCAAAAAUUGAACCCCCGAUUAAAGUGGCUGUGAUCGACUGCGACAGUGGCAAAGAAGAGAAACACAACAGCGCUGAGGAGAGAUACCGAAAGACAAGCACUAUUAACAUGAGCCGGCUGUCAGUGAGCAGCGGUAGCCAACUGUUCACUCGCCCCAGCAGCAUUGUCAUGGACGUGGAAGAGGAAGACUGGAGCGAGACCUGGCGCCAGAUUCGCAAGGCCUUAGAUCGUCUUUUUUUCUGGACUUUUGUCAUUUCGUUUUUCAUUUCCACGGUAGUCGUGUUUAUGUACGGUCUUUCGUUAGCUAAGCCUUUGACCGCCGGAGCAGACAAGUUGUACGAUUCCCGCUAGCUGAUACCGAUGCGGUACACCAUACAUGAUUGAAUAAAUGUUUUUUUAUUAUUAUUUUUAGGCAAAAAAAUGAGCGUAAUAACGAGGUAAUCGAAUAGAAAGUAUGAUCGGGGAGCGAGGUUCCAGAGUUUGUACAUACAAUGUUGGCCUCAAGUUAUCUUUGUUUGCAGUGGUUGAGACAGUCAAAUUAUAAUAACCACGGCCAAAGACAAUUUCCCCUGGGCCGUGGCUUUGCUUAACAUGUUUCCCAUGCAGGUAGCCCUUGGUUUUCUCUGAUGGGAGAAGAGCUUGGAUUUAUUGAACGUGAGGUUGUCAUACUCGCGCUACAAAGACUGUUUGAUAACACAGUCGUUGCUGUAAAAACCCUAUAUUUUUGGGAUGAGUGGUUCUCUCUUCCCAACUUUUUUUCAACAGUUCAUGCAAAGCAAUAGCUUUAUUGGAAAGAGUUUUUCUUGCGCCAAUAUUACUUUUAGUUACUCUGGCAGAGUUACAUGAAACCUAUUCUAAGUAAAUGAGCUUUCAUAUCACCAAGGUUAUAAGUUUUGUUCUCGGUUUUAUUCAACAUAUUAUUUUUACAUGUUUGUAAUAGGUAAUAAAUACGCUACAGCUGUUGUUUUGGAAAUCACUUAGCUCAUUUGCUGAAACAUUCCGAUGACAUUUUGCCCUAUAAUUUAUGAUCCGCCCACCACGUUUGAAGGUUUUGUGCUAAUAAUUUUUUUUGUAAUGCCUUAAGUUUCCAUAUGUUAUUUUGUUUACAAAACGGUUUCAAAUGUUGCAAAGUUAGUAUAUUUAGGUGGUAUUUCAUUUUUACUUCUGUUUCUUUUUUACAAACAAAUGAUUAAUAACAGCAUUCAACCCAGUUCCCUCACAUUUAUUUCAAGGUAGAGAUUGAUCUUAGUCCCCGCCAUCUUGGAUCUGUCGCACACACUGCCUUCUGCGGUUUAUUUGCUCUAUACUCUAUACAAGUGUGAUUUUUCACAGAUCGACAUCGUUGCGUUUUUUGCAUCCUGAGAAUGAUAUCCCUAUACAUGUAUAGAUAAUUUAAAUAUUCAAUAAUAGUUUGAGAAUUGUAUUUUUAAUUAAGGACUCGCUGUAUUGCAAGAACGUGCCAAAAGAACGAUACAGUAGAAUAUUUCUUGUUUGAUACCCAUAACAAGAAAACGUUGCUCAUGUUUCAUGCCUCACGGGUUUCGAGUAGUCUUCCAUCUGGCAAUCGGCGAUGUAAAAUAUAUUCCAAAAUCAUAGUUUUCUCGGAAAAAAAACUU
This is a messenger RNA of Orbicella faveolata, 3180 nucleotides long. RefSeq names its product neuronal acetylcholine receptor subunit beta-3-like. Lineage: Eukaryota; Metazoa; Cnidaria; Anthozoa; Scleractinia; Merulinidae. The record is from RefSeq and is a predicted model, not a curated record.